Leptidea sinapis is the source of this 3805-nucleotide messenger RNA. Its product is annotated as toll-like receptor 3. The transcript is spliced from 2 exons. Gene Ontology annotation, cellular component: extracellular matrix. The record is from RefSeq and is a predicted model, not a curated record. Gene Ontology annotation, molecular function: protein binding. NCBI's taxonomy places the organism in Eukaryota, Metazoa, Arthropoda, Insecta, Lepidoptera, Pieridae. The coding region runs from base 126 to 2840 and encodes 904 amino acids.
UCUGUUCAUUUGAAUACUCAUUAUGAUAAUGGCAUACGUAUUCGUAAAAGUUUAGUGAUCAAACGAAUUGCUGCUUGGAUUGGAGAAAGUUUAUUUAGUUAGUGCUACCUGUAAGGGAUGAAAUAAUGGAGUUACUGUUUAUUUUGUAUCUCUUAGCAUCGGUUGCAUACCGGACUUCAGCGACAAACACAUGUGAGACAGAAGAUAUACAGAAUAACUGCGUAUACUCUGUCGUCUGCGUUAACUAUGCGGGAAGUACUAAUAUCCUGUCAUGUGACUUCGAGCCAUAUGUCACUUUCAUAAUCAAAGAUUCUUACGUCAACAAUCUAAUGGCAGGAUUUUUCGGUUCGACCAACUUUGAUUCCCGAGUAAGGUCCAUAAAAGCGAUUGGCAAUACUUGGACAUCUAUAGAAGAAGCUGCAUUCAGAUACUUUUCAAAAACAAAAUACAUGGAUAUUUCCAACAAUGGAAUAAUACAUGUUAAAAACUAUGCUCUGAAAAAUUUACUGGCAAUGGAGCACCUUAAUUUGUCACACAAUGCGAUUGAAGAACUGUUUCCUAGUUCAUUGACAGUUUACGAAGGAAGAGAUAGCACAAUCAGAGUCCUUGAUCUUAGUUAUAAUAGAAUUAAGGAUAUAUCGAUUGAAGUAUUCCAAUAUAUGUCAAAUAUGGAAAUGAUCCAUUUGGAUCAUAACAGAAUUGAAACUCUAAGUGACAGCGUAUUUAAUGACCUCAAAAACUUAUCAUGCCUCCAACUUCAGAAUAAUAAAUUAACAUCUCUAAAUAUGUCACUUGUUAAUUUGAAAUCGCUGAAAGAUUUAGAUUUGUCGUAUAAUCUUAUUGAGAAAGUUUCAGGAUAUGAGAUAAAUAGAUUGGUUGCACUUGAAAAGUUAAACAUGUCAAACAAUGUCAUAAAAACCAUUGAAUCAAACUGCUUCAACCAAGCAUUUAAUCUACAAGUAGUUGACUUUAGUCAAAAUAGAAUUAUAUCCAUUUUGGAGAAUGUUAUGUUCAUCAACAACGGUAACCUUCGGUAUUUAAACUUUAAGAAUAACCAACUUACCAAAAUUGAAGAUAAAUUCUUUAAGCAUAGCGUAUUACAAUACCUCAACUUGGAAAAUAAUAAAAUUAGCGGAAAUAUAUCAGAAUUCUCAUUUAUUGGACUGAAAAAUAUCGUGAAAUUAAAUUUAUAUAAUCAAAGUGUUUCUGGUCUUGACAAAAAUGCAUUUUGUGACAUGGCUUCCUUAAAAACACUCAACUUAAGCACAAACAUGAUAAAAUAUAUAGAUAAUUCAAGUUUCGCAAAUAUAACUGAGCUGAGUAUAUUAGAUCUUUCCCACAAUUUUAUAUCCCAAGUAAAUUUUUUGAAUAACUCACUACAUAAUUUAACAGAAUUACUUUUAAACGACAAUAAGCUUACGGUGAUUGAACAAGGGUCUUUCAGAAAUUUAAUGAUCAUAAAAAAGUUGGAUAUAUCAAUGAACCGUAUAUUAACGAUUGAGCCAUUUUCAUUACCACUACAAAGUCUACAAUAUUUGAAUGUUACGGGCAAUAAUUUAGUAGGAAUCAUAAAAGAGAAUAUGUUUAGCCCUGCUAAAUUCUUGCGAUAUCUGGAUAUAAGUAACUUCAAUUUUACCAAAGUAGAAAAAUAUGCAUUUAAAGAUAUGAAUGUAGUAAACAGGAUAAACAUAUCAAAUAACGCAUUACAAUUUAUAGAUCCAGAUAAUUUUAAUGGGACCAAUAAUAUGUAUAGUUUAGAUGUUUCUCACAACAAUUUAUCGUAUUUUGAGAUAAAAACAGAUUAUAUUAGUAGUUUAAAAGCUCUCUAUCUUAACAACAACAGAUUAAAGGAAAUACCUACUGCAACGAUGCCUGAGAUAUCUUUCUUAGAUUUAUCUCAUAAUUUAAUUUCUAAUAUAACUAAGGAAAUAUUAAAAUCAUUUCGUUCUCUAAAAGUAUUUAAACUUUCGUAUAAUAAUAUAACGAUGUUCAAUAAUUUGUACAGUAAUUCAUUGAAAGAGUUAAGUGAUUUAAGUUUAGCUUCUAAUACAAUUUCCUCUUUAAAUUUAAGUUACUUCAGAGAAUUAGUUAGUCUGGAUUUAAGUAAUAACUCAAUUAGUAAUGUAAAUAGUUCGUUUUUACAAAACUUGGCUAAGUUGCAGUCUCUAGAUUUGAGUCAUAAUCAAGUUUCUUAUAUAUCUCCAGGCACAUUUCAAAACAAUAAAAUAUUAAGGUUACUUAACAUAUCAUCUAACAAAUUAGGCAAUUUACGUUAUGGUAGCCUUAAAGGGUUGAAUCAAGCUGAGAUACUUGAUAUUUCCAGAAACAAUAUUGAUGCAUUAGAUGCAGAUUUACUUCACGAAUGUGCUGAGUUGAGAAAGCUGAUUAUAGAUUAUAAUAAUAUUAGGGAGCUCAAUGUCGAUAGAUUGAUUGAUAUUGCACCAAAACUUCAAUGUUUAAGCUUAGGAGGUAAUCCAAUUCAGUGUAAAGAAAUUCUUCGUAAUAUGAACAAUAUUAACAAGACGUCAACUAGAAUGAUCGAGGUAACAUCGAUACAUAAAAUUUAUCACGAAGAUAAUGUUUUUGGAAUAAGAUGUGGAAACACAGAAUACACCACAACUACAGAAAUUCCAAAUGCUAAACCAACGUCAUCUGCAUCGAAUUCCUCUUCAAUAUCACUAAUUAUUUGGUGUUCUUUUCUCACAGUAUUUAUAUUUGUUGGCGCUGGCUACAUAAUUUAUAAACGCAGAAACAAUGCUUUGCGUUUCGAAUCAGGCUUACAAAUAAGACAAUCUUUUGCAAGCAGUAUUUCAGAAGGCCAUCGAGAUUUGUUAGGGUAAGAGAGAAUGUUUUCAUCAAGAGGUUAAUGAGGUAUUUAAGAGUAUUUAUCGGCUUAAAUUGUAUAUUAAAAGACAUAUUCAAGAGAAUUGUUUUUGUAAAUAAAUUUUAAGUAUUUAACAUAUUUUUCACUGAUUGUCUUCCUGUAUUCAUAUAUGUACAUGCCUACAUUUUUGUCUUGUAAUUUCCUUUGGGAAAAGAUUAUUUACAUCGAUUACAGCAACCAUUGCAGCAACCUCGUUUAGAAUUCUGAUGUUUUUUAAUAAAAUAGAUGACAACGAGUAUAGUGGUGACUAAAUGGCCAUCGUCACUAAUUCUGUCUUCUAACACAACAAGAAUCCCAAGCGCAUCCGGCUACGCCAGUCUUUUAGUUGAGUAAACACUUACUUUAAAGCAGUAAUAUACUCUUACAUCACUAAAAAAUUUGUGCAGUGGCGGAAAUAUCAAAUAAAAUGAGGCUAUCUGUAAAACGUGCUAAUUUUAUCAUGAAUUGAGUAAAUUUGUAAAUAUAAUAAUUAUGUUGUAUAUGUAUUUUAUUGUAUAAUGGUUGAAAUGUGAUGAUCAUUUUUGAAGAUGUCCGAAUAUAUAUGCAUUUUUAUGAGCAAAUAUAUCUCUUUGAAUAAUUUUGAAAAUUGUGAUUUUAUAAGAGACUACAGAGUUCAAAAAGAAUUUAGUGCCGUGAUUAUGAGGCAUUUAGGAUAAAGACUCUGGAAAUAUUAAAUAUUAUCUAUAAAUAUGUUUUCUAUAAUAAUGAUAAUAUAGCAUAGCUUGUUUUCUUUUUAGCUUGUAUGUUUUUAUUUCAAUUAUAUUCUAAAAAGCAAGAAAGACUAGGUAGAAUAAAUAAUCUUAAAUUGACUGUACUGCUGUCAUAUACAACUAAUAUUUGUUUUUUAUUUGUAUUAUUUUUUUAUGGAUAAACUUGUGUUUGUAAUGAAUAAACUCAAAAAAUGUUAAUUAUCAAAAACAA